AUGGAGAAGUCAUCCUCGGAGCCCGUUCUCACACAUGAGGACUACGCGGUGCCCUGCCACGGUAUUGGCGAUACGGGACCGGCCAAGCGAGUGACUCAUGGGGCCAUGUCCAAGGAUGAUGGGACCUUCUCGAGCAGAAUCAACCAGAUCCAGAAAGCGGCCGCGAAAGGCCCUGGUCCUGGCAAGUAUAUGGGCCACGAGGACUGGAGGUUGCAUGGUGGUAGCAAGUUCUCCAAGAAGGAGCGUGAGGGCUUUCCGCCGCACAAGAAUCCUGACCCGACGCACUACGAGCGCAAGGAUUUCUUCCAGUUCCCCUGCAACCGCAGCAAGGACUGUUUGUCCCAAAACCGCCGCGUGGUCUUUGGCCGAGUUCCCAAAGGGAACCGGCGUUCAUUUCUGGAUGGUGCUAUGCGGCAUGGCAAGGAGGUGCCGGCACCUGGACACUACACCAGCAAGCAGGUGUGUGCUCACCGUCUGAACACCAAUCCAUGUGGUGUCACCAACUGGAAAGUGGAGAGCGCUGCCGCCGGGAAAGUAGCACCCGACAGAACACUCGCACCCAACCACUACACCAUCAACUAUAACCAGGUCACGGACAAGCAGUCGUGCUACACCGUCCCUAAGGAGAAGGCCUCCAACUUCUUGGACAAGGUCGUGAAGGAGAAGUGGAUCGACGUGAGGACCAAGAGAGAGAUGCCUGGCCCGGGCACAUACAAGACAUUUGACAGCGAAGCGAUUGACAAGCCAGGGCCCCUUGGCUGGGCCCUCAAGGGUGCGCUUCGCGCCUCCGCCUCGGCCACAUGCAUUCCAGCAAUAACAAAGUCAUGCGAGCGGGCUCAGACCGAUGUCAAGAUUUCUCCUAAUCCUUUUGCCCGGGUACUGCUUGGAACCACGGCAGAGCAGUGGUUGAGGUGGCAUCAGGUCGUGCACACUUGUGCAAUAGAGCAUGUUCACAGCAACCGUGCGUUUCUCGGCAUAUGGCGAGACGUUUGCACGUAG
This is a messenger RNA of Symbiodinium natans, 999 nucleotides long. Lineage: Eukaryota; Dinophyceae; Suessiales; Symbiodiniaceae. The record is from the annotation of a GenBank genome assembly.